AUGUCCGACAUGGAUCCCAUUCUCGCAGCGACAAAGGCGGAAGCCACUGCCCCUUCCCNNCCUGCAGCUCACACCCCAAAACCCCUGACCGCACGCAUACGUCUCUGGCUGCGACUCUGGAUGUUCAAAAUCACUAUCCGCAGCUUGCUGGGUACACUCCGCUUCUUCCGCUACAAAGGCAUGGGAACCCUGCAACCAACCUACCGCAAGGCUCUCGGUUCCGCCGGUCUGGUCCAUGAUGUCUGGGUUCCCGAGAAUUACAAAGAAGGCGAUAAACUACCACUCUACAUCGAUAUCCACGGUGGAGGCUUUGCCAUUGGCGAUCCUUUCCACGACGAGACGUGGUGUGAUUUUCUGAGUAAGAGGGGAAUCCUGGUCGUGUCUUGCGACUACAGAAAAGCCCCUUCUUAUGCUUUUCCAACCCAAACCGAGGAUCUAGUGGAUGUGGUGACGCAAAUCUUAGCUGAUGAGUCUCUUCCUUUCGACGCGACUAAAGUCGCAAUGGGAGGAUUUUCUGCGGGAGGAAAUCUUUCGCUGUCGGUUGCGCAGGAAAAAAGUCUACAGGGAAAGAUUCAGGCGUUGCUGCUUUGGUACCCCUCGACAGACUUUUCGGCAAAGUACAGAGGUGAAAUGAGAGAUAGCCCUGACGGCUUACCUGAUGUGCUGGCCAAAAGCGGAGAAUUGUUUACUUAUGGUUAUUUACCUACCCAGGGAGUGGAUCUUUGUGAUCCGAGGUUGUCGCCUGUGUAUGCGGAUCGCAAACUCCUCCCUCCGAAGAUGAAAUUCGUGGGUGCCGAGUAUGAUGUUUUGUGCAACGAAGCCCAUGAAACAGCAAAACUGUACUCGGAACACGAAAGCGGCAACAAGCAAGAGGGCGAUGCGGCAGAGGAUGAAAGACAAGGCGUCCAAACAUGGAGAAAAGGCAACAUCUGGUGGGAGAUGGUGUUGGGAGCACAACAUGGCUUUAAUUAUGUGACGAAGAAGGACCCGAGUGCCGAGAGGGAGAGAAAAAGGAUCACAGCAUUGGCGUACGAGAGAUCGUGUGAGUGGUUGUUGAAAGAGGUGUAUGCUUAG
This is a messenger RNA of Aureobasidium musti, 1074 nucleotides long. NCBI's taxonomy places the organism in Eukaryota, Fungi, Ascomycota, Dothideomycetes, Dothideales, Saccotheciaceae. The record is from the annotation of a GenBank genome assembly.